CCUAGCAUCUUCUUUUGAUAUUUGUGCGCGUAUGAAAUGUGGGUUUUGGGAGGGAGGAGUUGCAUUUCAUGUCGGUUCUGGGAUUUUUCUUUUAAAGGAAGUGUAAUUUGUUUUUUUUUUUUUAAAUUUUGAAAUUUAAUUUUAUUUCUUUCUAUUUCUCUGUUUCGUUUUAUUUUUAAAAUGUUUGUAAUAUGAAGGAUGAUUAGGUCUUCUGAUUUCUAAAUGAGUUUGGCGAGAGGAAGGUUUUGGUAGUGUUUGGAUGUACCUUGUAACGCUACGGUUUCUGCAAAUGCCAGUGACCUUCAUCCAGUUCCGCUUUUUGUGUUGUGUUUGGUGGCCCCAAGAGCAGGACUGAAGUAGUUUCCAAGGGUUUGAGAUUUGGUUGGAUUAGUCCUGGAACACAGCGUUUUUGGCUGUUGGAAUUUAUUUUUGAUGGGUCGAGAUUUGGGUCCUUGGGAUAAGAUUGGAACAAGUCUGCCAUCUUAUUUGGAGAACUAAGUAUUGCGUUUUUCAGUGGAUUGAGAUUGCGGUCCGUGUGACCAACGAUAAUGGAGGAAAUACAGUCUUAUUCGGAAAACUACAGGUCGUCUUCCUCAUCGGCGAGUAGUCCCACCAGUAGAGUCCCGUCAAGUUCUUUCUUCUACCUUCGUAAACCGGGUUCUCUACGCCAACCCAUCUCAUUUGAGGACUCCCCGGAGUGGGAGGACACAGAAAUCGAUGUGCGGGUUGAGGAAGAAGGGGGUGACUCAAUCAAUGCCGCGACAGCAACAGCCUCCCCAUCCCUCUCUAAGCUUAAUAGUGGGUCGCUGCUAUCCCCGCCAUUGCCGGAGGGUUCAAUUGUUGCGAGGAAGAUUGCAGGGGCAUCGGUUGUGUGGAAGGACUUGACAGUUAUGAUCAAGGGGAAGAGGAAGUACUCCGAUAAGGUCGUUAAGAGUUCCAAUGGAUACGCUCUGCCGGGUACACUUACUGUUAUCAUGGGUCCCGCAAAAUCGGGGAAAUCCACAUUAUUGAUGGCGCUUGCAGGAAGACUGCGUGAUUCUGCUAGAAUGUAUGGUGAAGUGUUUGUGAAUGGCGCAAAGUCCUCCUUACCUUAUGGGUCAUAUGGAUAUGUUGAUAGAGAUGAUAGCCUGAUUGGGUCCCUCACUGUCAGAGAGAUGUUAUAUUACUCGGCACUUCUGCAGCUUCCUGGUUUCUUUUCUCAAAAGAAGGGUUUGGUAGAGGAUGCAAUCCUAGCCAUGUCCUUGGGGGAUUACUCAGACAAACUCAUUGGUGGCCACUGUUAUGCAAAGUGUCUCCCUUGUGGUGAGAGGAGGCGUGUCAGCAUUGCUAGGGAGCUUGUGAUGAGGCCGCACAUCCUAUUUAUAGACGAACCUCUUUAUCAUCUGGACAGUGUGUCCGCACUUCUGAUGAUGGUGACGCUGAAGAAACUUGCAAGCACUGGUUGCACUCUUAUUUUUACAAUGUACCAGAGUAGCACAGAAGUAUUUGGCCUCUUCGAUAGGAUCUGUCUGCUUUCUAAUGGCAAUACACUAUUUUUUGGAGAAACAUUAGCUUGCCUGCAGCACUUUUCAAAUGCUGGAUUUCCUUGCCCCAUUAUGCAAAGUCCAUCAGAUCACUUCUUACGAGCGAUAAAUACAGAUUUUGAUAGGAUCAUAGCCAUGUGCAAGAAUUGGCAGGAUGACCAUGGUGACUUUUCAUCAGUGAAUAUGGACACAGCUGUUGCAAUCCGUACCCUUGAAGCUACGUACAAAUCAUCAAGUGAUGCUGCCGCAGUUGAAUCAAUGAUACAGAGACUCACUGAGAAGGAAGGUCCACUUCUCAAGAGCAAAGGAAGGGCUAGUAAUGCCACACGUGUAGCUGUUUUAACGUGGAGGUCAUUAUUGAUAAUGUCAAGGGAAUGGAAGUAUUUCUGGCUUCGACUUGUUCUAUAUGUGCUUCUCACACUCUGUGUUGGAACCAUAUUUUCCAACCUAGGUCAUUCUUUGUCAUCUGUAGGGUUGCAGGUUAGAGUUACAGCAGUAUUUGUCUUUGUAUCACUCACUUCACUUCUCAGCGUUGCUGGACUACCUGCUCACAUAAAAGAAAUCAAGAUAUACAUCCAUGAAGAGUCAAACCAGCAUUCAGGGGCGUUAACAUUCAUACUCGGGCACCUUCUUGCCAGCAUCCCAUUCCUAUUCCUCAUUUCCAUAUCCUCGAGUCUGAUCUUCUACUUCCUGGUCGGGAUGAGGGAUGAGUUUAGCUUGUUGAUGUAUUUUGUGUUGAACUUUUUCAUGUGCCUAUUGGUUAACGAAGGACUCAUGCUAGUCGUUGCUUCUAUUUGGCUCAAGCUUUUCCAGAGCAUCUUGACGUUGUCAUCUCUACAUGUUGUUAUGAUGCUUGCAGCUGGCUAUUUCAGAAUACGAAAUGAUUUGCCUGGCCCUGUGUGGAAGUAUCCGAUGUCCUAUAUUGCUUUCCAUACUUAUUCCAUCCAGGGACUAUUAGAAAAUGAGUACAUUGGAACUUCAUAUGCAGUUGGGCAGGUAAGGGCCAUUUCAGGUGUGCAGGCUCUCCGUGCAUUUUACAAUAUAUCUCUUGGUAGAAAUGCAAAGUGGGGAAAUUUACUGGUCUUGUUUCUAAUGGCGGUUGGGUAUCGUGUUAUAUUGUUUGUUUUGCUCUAUUUUCAUGUAAGGAAAAACAUAGCUGCCUGUAGAUUUUAUGGGCUUAAAAGGAACAUGACAACGAAGGCGAGGUGAAAACUGUUUCAAUAGUGGUCAUGUAUUCAGCUACUUUUGUAAUGCAGCUUGUACGGUCAGUUUUGUUAUAAAUAGAUGUUUUAUUCGAGUGAGUCUGAAACUGUGGUUUGAUGUGGUACCCAACCAAUACAAUCGGGCUGUACUUUUUGGAAUUCCGGCCUUCGAGGGAACCCUUGUAAAACUUUUUAUUUUAUUUUAUUUUUUU
This is a messenger RNA of Magnolia sinica, 2937 nucleotides long. Its product is annotated as ABC transporter G family member 3. Lineage: Eukaryota; Viridiplantae; Streptophyta; Magnoliopsida; Magnoliales; Magnoliaceae. Gene Ontology annotation, cellular component: membrane. The transcript is spliced from 12 exons. The record is from RefSeq and is a predicted model, not a curated record. Bases 549 to 2732 code for a protein of 727 amino acids. Gene Ontology annotation, molecular function: ABC-type transporter activity; ATP hydrolysis activity; ATP binding.